CGAAGUCGAUGAAAUGAAGGGCUCACAAACCAGCAUUUGAGCUGAGCAGCAAUGCAACGCAGCUCAGCUUGACUUGCAACUUCUGCCAGCAGAAUGUGGCAGAAUGGUCGUCUCAGGUCGUCUUUCGUUUAUAGCUGCAGCUGUGAUUCUGCCCUCAGAGGCGAAAAGGCUGGUCGUGGUUGUGGUUUGAUGGGCCAAGCAACCAACUGUGCAUUGAGUUGGUAAUGGUGCUCACCACCGGUUGGGUUGAAGAGAUUGUGCACGAGUUUUGUAUCCAAUUUGAUUUUUAGUGAGGGUGCUUGAGUUCUCUGAUCAUCAUAAGCAAGUCCUUGUUACUCGUCUUUGUUGCAUUGCGUUGAUCAGCGGGUAGGAUGGCGGGCGCCUCAAGCUGUGCGGUGGUAAUGCAGACAAGAUGUGUGGAGCUUGCAUUUGCUGCUCCAAAUAGAUUCCGACAAUCUCCAUCAGCUUCCCACCAUGCAAUGAAAACUGGCAGCAGCCACCUGUCAAGUCUUGGGAGUACCUUUGUGGGUAGUGCAAUACAUGCAGGCCAAUCACCACAAAGCAUGAACUGCCGUCCCAAAAGGCUAGGUGGGGCCAGGGCUGCCAUUGAGGAGGAGAAUGCAGGCCGGUACUCGAGAGAGGAGAUAGAAAGGCAGCACAAGUUGCUGGCUGAAAAGAUCGCAUCCGGCUCUUACUCCGUGAAAAGAAGACCCCCCGGCGGCCUUCUCCGAUUGCGGCGUGUGCUGGCGCGGGCUGGGCCCCCAGGCCGCGGCGCUGCAAAGCUGCUGGCAGACAUCGAGCGCGGGUGGCGCCUCCUGGUUUCCGCCAAUAUGCCGGAGGCCCGGGGAGACAUCCGAGAGAUUGUUGGCCAGCCAGUGUUCGUGCCGCUCUACCGGCUGUUUCUGGUGUAUGGGGGAGUCUUCCGCCUUUCCUUUGGCCCAAAGUCUUUUGUGAUCAUUUCCGACCCACUCGUGGCGAAACAGGUUCUGUUCAAGAACGCAAAGAAUUACUCCAAGGGGAUCCUGUCAGAGAUUUUGGAGUUUGUCAUGGGCACCGGACUGAUCCCUGCUGAUGGGGAGGUCUGGAAAGUGCGUCGGCGGGCAGUGGUGCCUGCGCUGCACAAAAAGUACGUGGCGGCCAUGGUAUCGCUGUUUGCUCGAUGUGCGGACCGGCUAGGCGAUAAACUAGAGGCGGCUCAUAAGAAGGGCGAGUCGGUCGAGAUGGAGUCCCUGUUUUCGAGAAUGGCCCUCGACGUGAUCGGCAAGGCCGUGUUCAACUACGAGUUCGACUCCCUGUCACACGAUACUGGCAUCGUUGAGGCUGUAUACGUAACCCUGAAAGAGGCCGAGUACCGCAGCGUUGCGCUCUUCCCCUACUGGAAGGUCGCUGUCUUCAACUGGAUCGUGCCACGGCAGCGCCGGGUAGCUGCCGCCCUCAAGCUCAUCAACGCCACCCUUAACGACCUCAUUGCGCAGUGCAAGCGCAUGGUCGACGAGGAGGAAACCGAGUUCCACGAGGAGUACGUGAAUGCGGAGGACCCCAGCAUCCUGCGUUUCCUCCUGGCGGCCGGGGACGAGGUCUCGAGCAAGCAGCUGCGGGACGACCUCAUGACCAUGCUCAUUGCGGGGCACGAGACGUCUGCCGCGGUGCUGACAUGGACGACGUACCUGCUGUCGCAGCACCCUGCGGAGGCCGCCAAGCUGCGCGCCGAGGUAGACAGCGUUCUGGGGGACCGCGUCCCGACGAUCGAGGACAUGCGGCGGCUGCGCUACACCACGCGCGUAAUCAACGAGGCAAUGCGGCUCUACCCGCAGCCCCCCGUGCUCAUCCGGCGAGCCAUGGCGCCCGACGAGCUGGGGGGCUUCAAGAUCAAGGCAGGGCAAGACAUCUUCAUCUCCACUUGGAACCUGCAUCGCUCCCCGGCCAUCUGGGACCGCCCGGAAGACUUCGUUCCUGAGCGGUGGCCGCUGGACGGACCGGACCCGACCGAGACUACCGAGAACUACAGUUACAUCCCCUUCGGAGGAGGGCCUAGGAAAUGCUUAGGCGACCAGUUUGCACUGUUUGAGUCCGUGGUUACCCUGGCGAUGCUCACAAGGCGUUUCACCUUCGCUUUGGCUCCGGGAGCUCCAAAGGUGGGAAUGACAACGGGAGCGACUAUUCACACGACCGACGGACUGCAUAUGAUAGCAACGCCUCGACAACAUGGAACCGUAGCUUCAGAGCAGACAUUGUUGCACGAAGAGAAUGGAAAGGCGGAUAAUGGGCACGCCGGCAAUGGGGUGUUCAAGGAAGUCGCAGAGGAGUCGAUACCCAUGGCAGCAAAGCGAUGACAUUGGAAGGUACAGUCAGGUAAGGUGACAAAGACGUUAUGCAUCAUGAUAGGCCGUCGCAAACGUCCGGGACAACUCGGUAGACGUGAGGUCUUGCUCACAAGCAUCUAAUGAUAGAAAACUUGCGAACAAUAAAUAGAUUGAAAGGUGUAACAUAAUAGCACAUUGACCACCAUAAUCUGCAAACCUCGCAAGCUGAGAGUCCGAACUUGAGUCCUGAAGCAAGCUGCGUGCGGUGGUUAAAUAGGAGGAGGUUACAGGUAAACUUCAGCUGCAUGUGAUUUCUAAGGGGUUCAAGAACUCCAGUCGAGCUCGCGCCGCGGCUUGAGACCUAGCAAUCAUUGCUCGUGCUUCAGAUAGAUGCUCUUCGAGUCGGAGAUCUUCAGAUUCGUACACUCACACUAUGACCGUCCAAGCUGCUAGAAAGAUGCUCGAAAGAACCAGCUGUUGGCGCUCGCGCUGCAGGUACGUAUUAGUAUUAUAUGGC
Klebsormidium nitens is the source of this 2820-nucleotide messenger RNA. NCBI's taxonomy places the organism in Eukaryota, Viridiplantae, Streptophyta, Klebsormidiophyceae, Klebsormidiales, Klebsormidiaceae. The record is from the annotation of a GenBank genome assembly.